UUGAGAAUCGUAAAAAUAAUUUUGGCGCGAAAUUAUCAGUAAUCUGGUGACGCGACAAAAGAUUAUCAUAGUUCCCGCCCGAUCCUUAUAUUUUAAGAGUUUUUUCAUUUGUGUGUAUCGUGUUUUUGCGUUAUGGUGUUGUUGUGAUUUUCAAAUAAAUAACUUUAUGUGAUUUUGUUCCAAUAAUACUUUAAAUUUAAAAUGGGUUUAUUGGAAACAGAUACAGAAAAUGAUGUUUUACGUAAACAUCAAGAAUUAUGUAGAAAUUUAAAUUUAGAUUCAGAUUCAGCAAAUCAAGCUUGGGAUAGUUAUGAAUCUAUUCGACAAAAUUAUACACUUGAAGGAGAUCAACUUCAUUGGUUAGGAUGUGCUUUGUAUGUGGCCUGUCGAAAAGUGUCAAAGUGUUUACCUACUGUAGGAGGUCAAUCAGAAACGGUUGUCCAAGGAAAUGGCGUGAAUUUAACUCGUCUUCUACGUUUGUGCAAUUUAAGCUUAAUACAAUUUUUCGACAAAAGUAAAAAAUGGGUAAACAUGGCAAACAUGCCUGUAGAAUUUAGUAAUGAAAUUGAGAGAUUAGAAAGAAAUUUUGAAGUUUCAACCGUGAUAUUCGAACAAUACCAAUUGAUAUUCUAUGAUAUGUUUGUGAAUACUUCCGAUGAUACGACCCGACCGCAGAGAUCCCGUAAACCAAGGAGUGCACCAUGUACCUCAAGUAAAGUGUUCGAAUUUUGUUGGACGCUAUUUAUUUACGUCAAAGGUGAAAAUCCUGAAAUUAGUGCCGAUUUAGUAAAUAGCUUACACUAUUUAUUAGCAUGCUGUGAUUUAAUGUUCGGAAAUGCUGUUGUUUCUGAUCGUAGAGAUCUUCUACAAGCGAAUUUCCCAGGUCUUCCAUCAGAUUGGACCUCCUCUGAGUAUACACCGCCGAUAGAACCACCAUGUGUAAUGGAUGCGUUAUGCAAACGACACGAUGCACAUGUUUUGGAUGCUAAAGUGAUAAAAAAUUAUUCAUGGAAACAGCACAUGAAAACAUUAAUUGGUAAAAAAGUAUUACGAGCAGAUCCUACAACUUUCACAGGACUUUUAGAUCAAGAAGUAUUCGAUAUUAAUUUAAAAUCGAUCAACAAAGAAUAUGAAGCUUAUGUUUUGAAUAAAGGCGAUUUUGAUGAGCGGAUCUUUUUAGCCGAAUGUCGACGUAUACGCGUACUCAGAAAACAAUACACCCGUCCAGCACUUCAAGAACUAAAACAAGAAGUUGAUGCGAAUGUUCAUAUUGGAUCACCAGCUAGACUUAUUGGAACUGGUACUGAAUCUGCUGAACAGAUUAAUACAAAGAAAAAUAAGGAGGAAAAUUUGGUAAAACAACAUUUAGUACCGAAUACGCCAUAUACAGGACGGUGCUAUUUACGCGGUAGACGUGAAAAUCCAGCGGGAGCUACUCUAGUAACAACUGCUACUUGCAGUGUUUCACAUUUACGUACUUUAUUAGCUGGAAGAACUCCAAACCCAUCACCAGAAUUGUUAGCAAUAUUCAAGAAAUGUGACAAUAAUGUAAAAGAUGAAAUUGAAACAAAAUUAAAUGAAUAUGGCGAAAUGUUUUGUUCCAAAUAUACUACAAAUUCAAAUGAAAAUUCCAAUAAUUCUCGAGUUGAUUUUACAAGUCAACGUUUAGAAUUAGCUAGAACUUUAUUUUAUAAAUUAUUAGAAGAUAUUAUUACUGACGAAACACGAAAGAAACCCGAUUGUAAUUGUAAAGUAUUAUUAAGUCGAGAUAUAUUUCACCAUUGUUUGUUCGCGGUAUCACUAGAAAUUGUUAUAUUUUCAUAUAAUUCGCAACGAAAAUUCCCAUGGGUAUUAGAAGCUUUAAAUUUAGAGCCAUAUUAUUUUUAUAAAAUUAUUGAACCAAUUGUUAGCAUUAAAGAUCAUUUGUCACGUGAUUUGGUUAAACAUUUAAAUUUGAUUGAAGAACAAGUUUUACAAUCAAUGGCGUGGAAAAAUAACAGUCCUGUAUGGCAAGCAAUUGAAGAUGCAGCGUCUAGAACUGACGAUGGUUUACCCGUACCAACUUGUGGAGAUUGUACAAUACCACCUGUUUCAUCAGUGAAUAAUCCUUUAAAUAAUCGUACGCAAUUAAUAACACAACAGGCAGAACAAAAUGAAAAUCAAAAUCAGCGUCAAGUCAUUGUUCAAGCGUCAGAUAAAAGUAAUGGAAAUAUUGUUUCACCGAAUACUCAAUUACCUUCGGCUUCUGAGCGAUUUCAAUCUCCCGUGACUUACAUGGGUAAAAAACGAGAUUCCGUUGGACCGACAACUCCAGUUUCAACUACACCUAGAACCAUUAAACCAGGUCAAUCUUUAUUACAAAACCAACCGAAAAUGUAUAUAUCAAUUGGAGGAGAUACCCAACGAUUAAUUCCCGUUGUAAUCCAAUCUAAAAUUCCACCUCAACAAGCUACAAGUACUCCACAAAAUACAGAUCAGAAAACAGAAUUACAACCAGUUGUGGAACAGCGUAAACCUAAACGUAAUGAUUCGUUAGCUUUAUUUUUCAGAAAGUUUUAUAAUUUAGCGUGUGUUCGAAUGACUGCAUUAUGUAACCAUUUAAAUUUAACGAAUCAAGAAUUACGUUUAAAAAUUUGGACCUGUUUCGAGUAUUCAAUUGUUCAUCACAUCGAUUUAAUGAAAGAUCGUCAUUUAGAUCAAAUUUUAAUGUGCGCUGUUUAUGUUGUUUGCAAGGUUGCUGGAACUGAACGAACAUUUACAGAAGUAAUGCGAUGCUAUCGCCUUCAACCGCAAGCAUCUAGUUACGUGUAUCGUAGCGUCCUUUUACAAAAACGUCCAAUUGAUACAUCAAAUAACACAACACAACAAAAUACAAAUCAACAAAAUCAGCCACAUGAGCCAUCUGCUGGACAAAUAGCUCCAUUAACACCAAAUCAAUUAUCUGGUACAGGGACAUCGUUUGCACAUGAAGAUCGUGGCGAUUUAAUUAAAUUUUAUAAUACAAUUUAUAUACAAAAAAUACAGAAUUUUGCUAUGAGAUUCUCUAUGCAAUCCAAUUUAUUAUUGUCACCGUUGCCAACAAAAACUUUAACAGCCACACCCACACGCCGAGUGGCGGAUACUGUAUUUGUACGUUCAUUAGCGAAAAAUACAUUAAAUCAAUCACCAAGUGGUGAACCUCUAGUCUACUGUUUUAGCAGAAGUCCUGCAAAGGAUUUACGAGCAAUAAAUGAAAUGAUAAAUUAUAGUAAAUUGAGCAGAAAACGUUUAUUAGGUGAUAAUGAUGGUAUUGAAGAUAAUCAUGUGAAUGUUAUUGGUGGUCCAUCGCCACCAAAACAAGCUGGUGCUAUACAACGGAAAAUACACGGAUUAUUUAAUGAUCGACUUGUGCAAGCUAAAUCUAAAGAAUAAACUCUAAAAUUAUAAUAAUAACCAAACAAUUUUUAUUUAUGACAAAUUAUGUAAUCUCAAAAUUAUUUUUUAUUAAUUAUUACAUAACUCGAAUUAAUUAACACAUUCACAUAUUAAUUUAACUACUUAUUCAAAAUGGCGAUACCAUGGAAAUGGAAAUUCUUUAUGGUGGUGUACAAGGUUAUUAAAAUGAAAUAAUGCUUCUCUCUCUU
Messenger RNA from Chrysoperla carnea, 3623 nucleotides. RefSeq names its product retinoblastoma-like protein 1. Gene Ontology annotation, cellular component: chromatin; transcription regulator complex; nucleus. Bases 202 to 3411 code for a protein of 1069 amino acids. Gene Ontology annotation, biological process: negative regulation of G1/S transition of mitotic cell cycle; cell differentiation; regulation of transcription by RNA polymerase II. The record is from RefSeq and is a predicted model, not a curated record. Gene Ontology annotation, molecular function: RNA polymerase II transcription regulatory region sequence-specific DNA binding. The transcript has 16 exons. NCBI's taxonomy places the organism in Eukaryota, Metazoa, Arthropoda, Insecta, Neuroptera, Chrysopidae.